Cucumis sativus (cucumber) is the source of this 2540-nucleotide messenger RNA. Its product is annotated as transcription initiation factor TFIID subunit 12b. The transcript is spliced from 8 exons. The record is from RefSeq and is a predicted model, not a curated record. The coding region runs from base 175 to 2181 and encodes 668 amino acids. Gene Ontology annotation, cellular component: SLIK (SAGA-like) complex; transcription factor TFIID complex; SAGA complex. Gene Ontology annotation, biological process: DNA-templated transcription initiation; RNA polymerase II preinitiation complex assembly. Lineage: Eukaryota; Viridiplantae; Streptophyta; Magnoliopsida; Cucurbitales; Cucurbitaceae. Gene Ontology annotation, molecular function: protein heterodimerization activity; DNA binding; TBP-class protein binding.
CGUGUACAAAUCCUACUGAUCGUUCUUUCAACACUUCGUUCAUCUUCCUCCUCCGCCCUCGCUUCCCCGUUCCUCUUUCCUUCUUCCCCUUCGGAUUCAGCCGUUUCUUUGCAAAUUCCGAUGCAAUUUUUGCCAUGAAUUAGUUUCUCCAUCUUUGUUCAACCUUCAAUUUCAAUGGCAGACAGUACUUCGUCGCCUAGACCGGUUCAACCGAACCCGAUGGACCCUUCACCACCACCGCCGCAACAACAACCGCAAGUUCAACCUUCAACAACCGCUAUUCCUCAAAAUUCAUCAAAUCCGUCAAAUUCCUCUGUGAAUCCUCCCAUUCCAUCUCCUUCUGCACUUGUUCAAUCGCCUUCGAUUGACCAUUUACAUCCGCUAGCUCAAAUCUCUUCUCCUCCUCUUUCGCACAUCUCUCUUCCGCAAAAUCAACAGCAACAGCCACAGCAACAGUUGAGUCCUGCGGUUGGAUUGGAUUACCAGCAGAAGCCUAUACAGCAGCAGCAGCAGCAGCAACAACAACAACAGCAACAACAGCAGCAAUUGGUGCAACAACCUCAGAAUGCGAGUGCGAUGACGAAUUUCCAAAUCCAGCAAGCUUUACAGCGUUCUCCUUCUAUUUCUCGGUUGAACCAAAUGCAACCACAGCAGCAACAGCAGCAGCAACAGCAGUUUGGGAUGAUGAGACAACAAUCGGGGCUUUAUAGUCAGAUGAAUUUUGGUGGGGCUUCUACAAACCAGCAGCAACAACAACAGCAGCAACAGCCUAACCAACAACAGCAAAUGGGAACUGGGAAUCUGUCGCGGUCUACAUUAAUCGGUCAGGGUAACCAUUUGCCCAUGUUGUCUGGAGCGGCUCAGUAUAAUUUGCCGUCACAAUUACUGGCUUCGUCAAAGCAGAAGGCUGGAUUAGUUCAGGGUCCACAAUUUCAGUCAAGUAACUCUCAUGGGCAAGCUUUGCAAGGAAUUCAAGCAAUGGGGAUGAUGGGGUCAAUGAAUUUGCCCUCACAACUAAGAGCUAAUGGCCUUGCCUCGCCGUAUGCCCAACAGAGAAUAAACCAAGGUCAAAUAAGGCAGCAAUUAUCUCAACAAAGUUCACUCACCUCUCCACAGGUUCAGAACUUACCGAGAAUGUCAAAUCUUGCAUUUAUGAAUCAACAAUUGACCAAUUUGGCUCAGAAUGGGCAGCCAACCAUGAUGCAGAACUCUUUGCAACAGCAACAGUGGCUAAAGCAAAUGCCAUCGAUGUCUAAUCCUGGCUCACCUUCAUUUCGUCUGCAGAGGCAACAAGUCUUGUUACACCAGCAACUGGCUUCGUCUAAUCAAUUGCAUCAAAACUCCAUGUCGUUGAACCCUCAACAAUUUCCUCAGAUUGUACAGCAACAGUCAUCCAUGGGACAUCAACAGUUGCAUCAACAACAUCAACAGCAACAGCAGCAACCACAGUCACAACAACAACAACCACAACAACAGCUACAACAGCAGCCACUUCAUCAACAACAGCAGCUACUUCAACAAGCAUCACCACAGCAAUCUCUGCAACCAGUAUUGCAUCAGCAUCAGCAGCAUUCUCCUAGAAUAGCUGGACUUGCGGGCCAGAAAUCUCUCAGUUUGACUGGAUCACAUCCAGAUGCCACAGCAUCUGGCGCUAGUACACCGGGGGGAAGUUCAAGCCAAGGGACAGAGGCUGCAACUCAAGUCCUUGGGAAGAGAAAGAUACAAGAUCUGGUUUCACAGGUAGAUCCACAUGGAAAGCUGGAACCUGAAGUUGAAGACCUUCUCUUGGAGAUUGCCGAUGAUUUUAUCGAUUCGGUUACUACCUUUUCAUGCAAUUUGGCAAAACAUCGAAAAUCCUCAACUUUAGAAUCCAAAGAUUUAUUGCUACACUUAGAGAAGAAUUGGCAGUUGAACGUUCCUGGAUAUUCAAGUGAUGAGUGGAAGAAUCACAACAAAAAUUUAUCAUCAAGUGAUGUCCACAAGAAACGAUUGGACAUGAUACGCAUAUUGAAGGAAGCAUCCUGUGUGGAAACAAAUGUAAACAGCCCUAAAGAGAUGGUACGACAAGGGGUUGGAAUGUCCAUUGGUCCCAACACUCUAACAAGGCCUUCACCGAGUUCAGAACAACUAUUAUCACAAACGGCUGGUUCACAGUUGCUGCAGCAAAUGAUGAGGUUUUAGUGUAUUAACUACGUUUGAAACUAAUGCUUGGUAGAGAUCCCAACUACUUGGUGAAUAACCAACCCCAGUGUCAGUUCAGGGAUACAACAAAUAAAAUGAGAUUUAGAGGAUGCCAUAUCAGAGGGAGCCUGGACUGGACAUCUGUGUGGAGUGGAGUGUGAUGAUUUUUAGUGAUACGUCUUUCGGAAUCAAUUUUUUUAGGCUGUAUAAUAUGAAGAUGUAUUAUCUGGAACACGGGCGUAAUGUUAAUUGUACAAAAUAUUUGGCAGGUCAUAUUAGUAUAGGCCUUUUAAGUAUUGUUGUUGUCUACCAUGGACAUUUUCCAAUUUAUGAUUGAUAAUCUUUACAAUCUCGAGUCA